AAUUCUCGAGGUCGGUUUCGGAUCCAUGAAACUCCCACGAAUCUCACCGGUUGUCAACCUAACACACUCGUCGCAUAUAUCCAAGUAAACCAUCUUUCAACUUGUAAAUUUUCCCCAACUUCCUUACUUGUCUUCAUACUUCAUACCCACUUUUCAGUUUUGAAUUUAUCCAUUGUUGUCUCUUUUUCUUUCCCCCACUGCAUCCUCAUUUUAUCUAAUCUUUCUUGUAAUGAACCUUCUUGAUUGUUGAGAAAGUGAAGGACAGGGAGAUCUAUGUACAGCCACUGGAAAUUCUUGGUGUUUCAUCAGUUUGAUUCAUUUCAGGAAAUUUAUGUACAGCCAUUGGAAAUUCUUGGUGUUGCAUCGGUUUGAUUCUUUUCAGAAAAAAAGUUCCCAAGGAUAACGCUUUUUUCUUCACGAGCUCUUUAUGACAAGUUAAGGAGAACCGCGUGAAGGGCUAAUAAUACAAGAACUGAUUAUCGUGAGCUUAGCUGUAUAAGCGUCGGUUCAAUCUAGGCAUAGUGCUUGUGAAGCAUUGGAUGACACAAAGAUCAAGCAUAACUGGACCAGCAAAACUUCUGUAAAAAUGGUGGCUACAUCUUGCACAAAUUUGCUGGACUUGGUGUCUGGGGACAUUUUAAAUUUCCCCCAAACACCCAGAGCUCUUUCGCGUGUUAAUACUGUUCCUGGAGUUAUUUCUGAUAUAGAUGGGAAAAAAGGUACUGAUGAUGAUGAUUCACAUGCUUCCUCAUCAGAACAUCGUCAAAAGAUAAUUAUUGUAGCAAAUUUUCUUCCCCUUAAUGCUCAAAAGGAUAAAGAUUCAGGCAGGUGGUGCUUUAGUUAUGAUGAAGAUUCAAUUUUGUGGCAGCUAAAAGAUGCUAUUUCUGUUGAUACGGAUGUUGUUUUUGUGGGAUCUUUGAAGGUUGAUGUUGAUGAAAGUGAGCAAGAGAAAGUUUCCCAAGAGUUGCUAGAUGAAUUCAAAUGCUGGCCUGCCUUCCUUCCACCGCUUAUUCAGAAUAGGUUUUAUAAUGGAUUUUGCAAGCAACAUUUGUGGCCUCUAUUUCAUUACAUGUUACCCAUGUUUCCCGAUCAAGGCAAUCGCUUUGAUAGGGUGCUUUGGCAGGCUUAUGUUGCUGCUAACAGGAUAUUUGCAAAAAGGGUUAUGGAGGUUAUGAAUCCAGAAGUUGAUUUUGUAUGGGUUCAUGAUUAUCAUCUGAUGGUUCUCCCAACAUUUCUCCGGAAAGGAUACAGUAAAGUCAAGCUAGGAUUUUUCCUCCACAGCCCUUUUCCUUCAUCAGAAAUUUACCGGACUCUGCCUGUCAGAGACGAAAUUUUGAAAGCACUCCUCAAUGCAGAUUUAAUUGGGUUUCACACAUUUGAUUAUGCUCGUCAUUUUUUAUCUUGUUGUAGUCGAAUGCUUGGCUUGGAGUAUGAAUCCAAAAGGGGCUACAUUGGGCUUGAAUACUUUGGCCGCACAAUAUACAUUAAGAUCUUGCCAGUAGGAAUUCAUAUGGCUAGGCUUCAAUCUGCCAUAAAUCACCCGUCUUCUAUUGUCAAAGUUCAAGAACUUUGUGAGCAAUUUAAGGGGAAGCAACUUAUUCUUGGUGUUGAUGAUAUGGACAUCUUUCAAGGAGUCAGUUUGAAGCUCUUGGCUAUAGAAUUACUCCUAGAGCAGAAUCCAGAACUGCAAGGUGAAUUAGUAUUAGUCCAAAUUGUAAAUCCCCUGAAAAGUUCAGGCAAAGAUGUUGAGGAAGCGAAGAAGGAGAUACAGAUUAUUGCUAACAGGAUAAAUGAAAGGUUCGGUUUGCUAAAUUAUGAACCUGUGAUCAUCAUUGAUUAUCCUGUUCCUUUUUAUGAGAAGAUAGCCUAUUAUUCUUUGGCAGAAUGUUGCAUUGUGAAUGCUGUGCGGGAUGGUAUGAAUUUAAUUCCAUACGAGUAUAUUGUCUGUAGGCAGGGGAAUACGCAAAUGGAUCAGGCCUUAGGAAUUAUUUCAGAGUUCCCUCGUACAAGUGCCCUUGUUGUUUCUGAGUUUAUAGGUUGCUCGCCAUCUCUUAGUGGGGCAUUGAGGGUUAAUCCCUGGGACAUUAGUGCUGUAGCUGAUGCAAUAAAUUUGGCCAUCAGUAUGUCUAUCAUAGAGAAACAGUUACGGCAUGAGAAGCACUAUCGGUAUGUUAGCUCUCAUGACAUGGCUUAUUGGGCUCGAAGUUUUGUACAAGAUCUAGUUCGUUCAUGUCAGGAUCACCUCUGCAAACGUUGUUGGGGUAUUGGCUUUGGACUGAGUUUCAGAAUCCUGGCCCUUUCUCCCAGUUUUAGGAAGCUGUCAAUUGGCCACUGUGUCUCUGCAUAUAAAAGGUCAAAUCAGAGAGCAAUUUUUUUGGACUAUGAUGGUACAAUUGUGUCCCAGACUUCCAUUGUUAAAAGUCCCAGUCCUGAAGUCAUGUCUUUGCUAGACAACCUUUGCAGUGACCCCAACAACAAUGUGUUUAUAGUUAGUGGUAGGGGAAGGGCUUCGUUGGGUGAGUGGUUAAAUCAAUGUGAGAACCUUGGUAUAGCAGCCGAGCACGGUUAUUUUACAAGGUGGGAUGGACAGUCAAGCUGGGAAACAAAUCAUAUAGCUACAGAUUUUGCUUGGAAAAGCAUUGUUGAACCCGUGAUGAGAUCGUAUACUGAGGCAACUGAUGGCUCUCAAAUGGAGAUCAAGGAGAGUGCCCUGGUUUGGCACCACCGUGACGCUGAUCUUGAUUUUGGAUCUUGGCAGGCCAAGGCAAUGCUGGAUCACCUUGAAAAUGUCCUUUCAAAUGACCCAGUGGUUGUUAGGAAGGGACAGUUCAUUGUUGAAGUUAAACCACAGGGAAUCACUAAAGGGCUAGUUGUAGAAGAGGUUCUGUCUAGACUGACCCAGAAAGGGAAAUCACCGGAUUUCAUUCUGUGCAUUGGGGAUGAUAGGUCUGACGAGGACAUGUUCGAGAGCAUAUCAACCAAAGUCUACGGAGGAAGCCCCUCUUCAGCACCAGAAAUCUUUGCGUGCACAGUUGGCCAGAAACCAAGCAAAGCCAGGUUCUACCUAGACGACACUGCUGAGGUGAUGAUGUUGCUUAAAAGCCUUGGCACUGCUUCAAGGCUUAAACCAGUAUGUGAUGAAGAAGGUCAUUCUGAAAGAGUAGAGGCUGGUUCUGAAACGGUUGCUUGAGAAAAUAAUGCUGGAUUUCCUCUUUGAAGUAGUGGCACAGGGUGGACAGGCAAACUUAAAGGACAUAGUUUCGGAUGAAAGUUAUGAGUUCAACUUGUUUACAGGAGUUUAGAGUGGUAGAAGUUUGAUUGGUAGGCGGGGAGGGAAAAGAAUGUAUCUGUUUGCAAUCUAGCAGUAGCCUUGAAAGAAGGGUAUCAAAUAUAUCGAGGGGGUUGAGGAAUUCUAGUUUCAUGGGACUUUGGAAAUCCUUUGUAUAGUUCGAAUUAAUUCUGCUUAUACAUUAAGGUAUUCAAC
Molecule: messenger RNA, 3484 nt
Organism: Neltuma alba
Lineage: Eukaryota; Viridiplantae; Streptophyta; Magnoliopsida; Fabales; Fabaceae
Product: probable alpha,alpha-trehalose-phosphate synthase [UDP-forming] 9
Exons: 8
Coding region: 587-3190 (867 amino acids)
Biological process (GO): trehalose biosynthetic process
Cellular component (GO): cytosol
Molecular function (GO): trehalose-phosphatase activity
Source: RefSeq, a predicted model, not a curated record